Messenger RNA from Sceloporus undulatus (fence lizard), 867 nucleotides. Its product is annotated as selenide, water dikinase 2-like. Gene Ontology annotation, cellular component: cytoplasm. The record is from RefSeq and is a predicted model, not a curated record. Lineage: Eukaryota; Metazoa; Chordata; Lepidosauria; Squamata; Phrynosomatidae. Gene Ontology annotation, biological process: L-selenocysteine biosynthetic process. Gene Ontology annotation, molecular function: selenide, water dikinase activity; ATP binding. The transcript has 6 exons.
CUCGCGAGAACAGGCUGUCGCUUUUGCUGGAGGAGGAUCCAAAAUGGCGGCGCUGGCGAGCUCCCCUUCUCCUGGGCUCCCUUCCUUGGCUCCAGCGGCGCCGACGGCGACAACGACGACCCCAAACCCUGCCCCUGCGCUGCCUCUAGGGCCGCCGGGCUACCGUCCCUUCGAGCCGGAGUCGGUGGGGCUGAGCCCCGGCUGGAGGCUCACCAGUUACGGGGAGCUGCGGGGCUGAGGCUGCAAAGUCCCCCAGGAGACGCUGCUCAGGCUCCUGGAGGGACUCAGCGGCCCUCGGCCGGCCUUGGCGGAGGCGGCGGGGGAGCCCGGGGCAGUGGCCGCCCCGACCCUCGGCAUUGGGAUGGACUCCUGUGUGAUCCCUUUGAGACAUGGGGGCCUAUCCCUUGUACAGACUACAGACUUCUUUUAUCCACUGGUGGAAGAUCCGUACAUGAUGGGCCGGAUUGCCUGUGCCAAUGUGCUGAGUGACCUAUACUCCAUGGGUAUCACAGAGUGUGACAACAUGCUUAUGCUGUUGAGUGUGAGCCAGAAAAUGAGUGAGGAGGAACGGGAUAAAAUCAUGCCACUGAUAAUCAAGGGCUUCCGGGAUGCAGCAGAAGAUGGUGGCACCUCAGUAACUGGUGGGCAAACGGUCUUGAAUCCUUGGAUUAUUGUUGGAGGGGUUGCAACAGUUGUUUGUCAGCCCAAUGAAUUCAUCAUGCCAGACAGUGCAGUUCCAGGGGAUGUUCUUGUGCUGACCAAACCACUAGGGACUCAGUGGCUGUGAAUGCUCCCAAUGGCUAGAUAACCCAGAGCGGUGGAAUAAGAUUAAGCUGGUGGUUUCCAGAGAAGAUGUUUGAACUGGCU